Messenger RNA from Echinococcus granulosus, 444 nucleotides. Its product is annotated as Sulfide:quinone oxidoreductase. Gene Ontology annotation, molecular function: FAD binding; sulfide:quinone oxidoreductase activity. The record is from RefSeq and is a predicted model, not a curated record. NCBI's taxonomy places the organism in Eukaryota, Metazoa, Platyhelminthes, Cestoda, Cyclophyllidea, Taeniidae. The transcript is spliced from 3 exons. Gene Ontology annotation, cellular component: mitochondrion. The coding region runs from base 1 to 444 and encodes 147 amino acids.
AUGAGCUCAUUCCUUCUUACACCAUCUUACAACCUUUCCCCAGUAUACAACGGCUACACAUCGUGUCCUCUGAUCACGGGCUACAAAAAGGGCAUAUUGGCCGAGUUCGACUACGAUCUGAACACCCUGGAGACGUUUCCCUUCGAUCAAUCGCAGGAGAGGGCGCUUUUCGCGUGGAUCAAACGCUCAUUCCUGCCACCCCUCUACUGGAACGCACUUAUCAGGUACCACUCGCACGUCUCACCGGUAGCAUGUCGCACCCACACAGUCACGUGUGUGCCUUAUCACCCUGACUUGUUGUUGAUGGACUGGAGUGGUGUGGUGUGGAGUAGACUGGACCAAACUGCUUGUGGUUCCUUCUGUGCGAGAACUAAAUUGAGCGUCGCCCUGAUUGAGGAAACACUAGGCUCCGCUCCCACUUUGUUGGGCACAGAAUGCUUUUAA